Molecule: messenger RNA, 1164 nt
Organism: Dovyalis caffra
Lineage: Eukaryota; Viridiplantae; Streptophyta; Magnoliopsida; Malpighiales; Salicaceae
Source: the annotation of a GenBank genome assembly
AUGGCUGGUUUCAAGAAACCCCCGUUGCUAAAUCAAUCUUCAUACAACUCCGUUUAUGUAAAUCCCCUCACUGAGUCCAAACACCAUCAUACUUGCAGUGAAGGUGACCUCAUUACAAAAGUUUUCACCGACAACAAAGAGAACAUUAACACUACCAUGCUUGGUGGUGUUGACAAAGAAAAUGCAGUGCCCAACAGCUUAAAACCUUUGUCUUCAAAUGGGUCUCUCUCCGUUUUGCCAAAGCCACAGUUAUCCAAUAUGAAGUCUUUGUCCACGAGCAGAGUGUUAAAGCCUUCUUCUUUACAGUUGUGUAUGCAAAUGAAUGAGCCUGAAAAGGUUUUUAAAUCUGGAAUUUGGGACUCUGUUGAGUCUGAGAAGUCAAAUUCUGUAAAUAUUUGGGACUAUUCCGAUUCCGAGGCUGCUCCAGCUUCUUCUUGGUCUACAUUGCCCAACAGGGCAUUAUUGUGCAGGCCAUUGCCUCUGGACAUAGGAAGAUGUACUUGUGUUAUUAUGAAGGAAGCAUUGCCAAAAGGGUUAGAUGGGGGUACUUUGUACUCGCUUUAUACCAAUGAAGGACAGGGACGACAGGACCGGAAACUAGCUGUAGCUCACCAUAAACGGCAUAAUGGAAAGACAGAGUUCACCAUAGCUCAGAAUUUGAAGGGAGUUUUGUCUAGUUCAGAUGAUGGCUUUGUCGGAAAUGUAACAGCAAACCUCAUAGGUUCCAAGUACCACAUUUGGGAUCAGGGUGGCAAUGUCAACUCCAAAAGGAGUAAUCCACUUCUGGCUGUUGUUACGUUCAUGCCUACAAUAGCCACUUGGACCGGAAGUUACAGAAGCAUGAGGGCAUAUCUACCAAAACACCAAUCCAUGCAGCUAAAGAAUACAACCCAGCAUAUUAAUGGUUUGGCCAAGGACUGGGAGGGAAAAAUGGACAAAGUACAUAAGCUAUGUUCAAGGACUCCACGAUACAAUAAUAUGUCAAAGCAGUACGAGUUAGACUUCAGAGACAGAGGAAGAGCUGGGCUUAGAAUCCAAAGCUCGGUGAAGAACUUCCAGCUCACAUUGGAGCAUGCGAUUUUUGCAGGAAAACGAAAAGCAGACGAUUUUACAGCUGGGAAGGAUAGGGAAGGCAAAGUUUGUUAUGGAUUUCAGGUGCUUUAG